AUGGCUUUCCGUCUACCACCCCAAGUUCCUCGCCGUCGCCCUUCCUACUCUGCUCCUCAACCUCCCGCUCUCGACGUCCCUCAACCUCAAUCUCUCUCCGAACUCCGUGAGCACGAAUCCACAGAAUGGGUCCUCUUCUCUCCAUCCCAGCCCUCUACCACCGCCCGCACUCACACGACCUCCACUGAGCGCACGGCUCGCACUGUUGGGGCAUCGCGUCUUAGUGACUUCGGCUCGCUCGAUACAAAUACAAGAUCUGGGCGGGAGAAUGAAAGCGAGGGCGAUGGAUCGCUUGAUGAGCCGCUGGACGAAGAUGGAACGGAACUGGACAGUCUCGAUGACGGCCUUCAUGCUUUCAGGGCACCCUCCCCGGAUGCUGAGUCUAGUUCACGAUGGGACCAAGGCACUCCCGCACAUCUUCCUACACACGACGGAUUAGGGAGUUUCGUCGCAUCCAGCCAGCCCGUGCAGAACCAAUUAUGGCAACAUGAACAAUACAAUCCUAAUCGAAGACCAGAGCUCGCACAUCGACGACGCUCGAGCGUGCAACGUCAUCUGGACGCUAUUGCUAAUGAUGAUGAACAAACCGACUCUGACCGAGAGCGUUGGCAGCGAAUCGAACAAUGGAGGAUGGACCAAAGUCGUGCUCUUCUUCAUGAGAUUGAAAGGGCUACACGGCGGCGCCGCAACAGCCGUCUUAGUGGAUCGAAUGCGGCGGCGAUCUCUCAAGGUAGACAAUCAGAUACACCACCUAGUGCUCGGGCGGUGCCUCAAGAGCAGCAAACAGCUUCCAGCGAGGCCAGAGUGGACGAAGAUGAAUCAUUUUGGCAACGUAUCACUCGCAAAGUCAUCCGUGACUUGAUGGGUAUUGACGACUCAAUACUAUCGGUUAUAUUUGGUGAAUCCCUACCCGAGACUGGUGAAGACGGCAAAUCUGAAGAGCCCGAUAUGAACCUACAGAUGGAUGAAAUACUGAGCCGGGAACCCGACACAGCGACUGGUGACCAGGACCGAUGGGAGACGAGGCUCCUUCAACGCAUAGCCCGGGAGCUAGGAAUUCUUGUCAAUCAACUUUGCGAACACCCAGGGGCGUUCACGACAUACCUCAAUAUGUCGAAUGAUAUCCCUAACCAGUAUGCUGGGAUACCCCUGAGUAGCUUACCGGAAGAAGGCAACGCCCUCCCUUCAGCAGAAGGACCUGUUGCAGAGUCUACACGUAACAGCGAUUCAGUAUUAACACCACAAUUUCUACCAACUCUUCAAGACCCGAACCGGGAGCAUGCAGCUGAGUGGGGCAUCGAAGACGAGCUUCCAAGCCGCUCUACAGAGCAAUUUUCUGAGUCCAGACGCCACCAACAAGAGAAAGAAUAUUGGGAACGUGAACUCGAUAUCAUGAUGGUAUUCCGCUACCUCCGGAACCGCUUUGGUCGCCGCCCCAGCAAUGCCGACACAGCAAACUCACGCCGAGCUUCGCAAGAUGCGUCUCGUCGCGCUGCCAUCAUCCGUCAACACCAUCCGCUUGUCGCGCGGGCACAUUCAAGGUCACAGGCGCAGAUGCGUCGCCAGUCACAGUGCUCAGGUCCGACUGGCGUUUCAUCGCCCGUCUUACGCCAACACAUCCGCCGUCCCAGCUCCAGCUGCGCCAGCCAGAGUGCAAAGAUGUCGGCUAUCUCUAGCCGGCGAACUCUUACUAGCUCGAGCCGCAAUUACUGGGAUAUUGGAGGGAGUGUGGAUAGCGGGAGUGCCAUCGCCCCAGCGCCUCCCGGUAUCGGAUCUUGGGGUGACGUGUGA
Molecule: messenger RNA, 1791 nt
Organism: Aspergillus versicolor CBS 583.65
Lineage: Eukaryota; Fungi; Ascomycota; Eurotiomycetes; Eurotiales; Aspergillaceae
Exons: 1
Coding region: 1-1791 (596 amino acids)
Source: RefSeq, a predicted model, not a curated record